This is a messenger RNA of Agrilus planipennis (emerald ash borer), 1158 nucleotides long. It is a transcript of the gene mgr, whose product is annotated as prefoldin subunit 3. Gene Ontology annotation, biological process: protein folding; tubulin complex assembly; microtubule-based process. Gene Ontology annotation, molecular function: tubulin binding. Gene Ontology annotation, cellular component: prefoldin complex; cytoplasm. Bases 81 to 641 code for a protein of 186 amino acids. Lineage: Eukaryota; Metazoa; Arthropoda; Insecta; Coleoptera; Buprestidae. The transcript has 3 exons. The record is from RefSeq and is a predicted model, not a curated record.
GGCAGUCAUUAGGGGAUAGUCUAUGGAGGAUAGUUUACGCCGUUGAAGUUGUUCACCAAUAUAAUUUAUAAUUUAUAAUUAUGUCCGAAGACAGGGAAAAUUCAAUCGAAGAAAAAUCAUAUGCGGGCAUACCACAAGCUGAAUUUGUAGACGAUGUGGACGCAUAUAUGGCAAAACCUGAAUUUGCUGGAGUUGUGGACAAGGCUCUCAAAAAGUUAGAUGAACAACAUUGUAAAUAUAAGUUUAUGGAAUUCAAUCUUUUAUCAAAAAGGAAAAGAUUACGUUCACAAAUUCCUGACUUAAAAAGGUCUCUUAGUAUGAUCGAAAGGUUAAGAAUAGAGAAAGACGAAUUUGAAACAGAGUUCUUACUAAGUGAACAAGUUUUUGCCAAGGCUGUAGUUCCACCUACCAAUACUGUGUGUCUUUGGCUGGGUGCUAAUGUAAUGUUAGAAUAUUCACUAGAUGAUGCUGAGAAACUUUUGACAGAUAAUAUUGCAGCUGCAACAAAAAAUUUGAAACAGGUUGAAUAUGACUUGGAUUUUCUUCGUGAUCAAUUUACAACAACUGAAGUUAAUAUGGCAAGAGUGUUCAAUUGGGACGUUAAAAGGCGCCAAGCAGCUAAAGACAAGGGUGAAAAAUAAGAAUAAACAGUGUAUAUGGGUUUUUUUGAUUUAAUGUUUUGUAAAAGUGUGCUGUAUAGAUUUCCAAUAACUUCUAUGCAUUUGUCUUAACAAUGUUUACCACUAAUAAUCAGUUAAAUUUAAGGUUUAUUAAUGGUGAAGGUGCUUUGCUAAAUUAUUAAUGCGUUUACUCAUCAAUCACAAUUUUUGCUCAUCAAAAUUUCAUCUAUUAAAUAAACAUAAAUGCUCCAAAACACAACCAAAGGUUUAUUUCACACUUUAUUAUAAACAUAUUGUAAUCCAUUACUUCAAAAAUUGCAGAUUGUUCCACUUUUAUCAAGAAUAAAGAAAAACAGAAAUAAAUGACUAUUCUAUGAAAAAAUAAACUUCACUAUGAACAAAUACAAACAUUUAAUGAAAGCAAAAAGAAAACAUAAGUAAAAUUGCCUUACAACAGAUUAACCUCUUAUUAAGGAACUUCAUGUGUCACUUGGACAAAAUUAACUUUUAACUCUGCCAAUAUAAGUAACUUAAGUUA